AUGUCUUCAAGUGACGUUCAGGACCGAGUCGAUCAGCUACUCACCAAGGCGGAGAAGUCCGCCCGCGAUGGUGGCCUUCAGCAGGCCUUCCAAGCCCUCAAAGAAGCCUCACAUCUGGAUGCAGAAAACGCAAAAGUGAAAAAUGCCUUAUUAGCACUGCAGAAACAAGAGGACACUGGGGAUGCCUCUCAUCUCGUGCGCAGCUAUCUCGGCAGCGGACCUGAUCUGGAUGGCGAGAAAGCAGUCUCAGCGUUGAGACAAAAGCAGUUGCCCGAGGACGAAGCCAAUUUUCUACUCGACCUUUUGUUACAAACGACGGCGAAAAGGGACUUGCUUGAUUCGCUGACUGGCGCUCUGCUAUUGAAGAACGUUGCAGCGAGGAAGAAGAUUGCUGGGGACUUCCGGAACAUCGGUCUGAACACGCUGUUUGAUCAGUUCUACGAACGUGGCGAAGAGAGCUUCAAAGCAUUCUCGAACAUCCCACUCGACGAAGCGCCUUGGGCCGACAAAGAUGUGCAGAAAGCCGCACAAGUCGACUUGUUCCGGCUUUGUGUGGCCAAGAUCAUCGAUACCGAUGUCGAUUAUCCAGACCGACUGAUGCAGGCCAUCGCUCGGCAGCUGGCUGUCGCUCCAGAUAAUUUGAGCAGCGCAGUCGAUGGUGAUGUGCUGGAGGUGAUCAUGGAUUGCCUCGACAUACGGCUAGAGUCUCAGUUGCGAGGUCAGGCUAUGCUAGCGACUUCUAAGAUUCUGGAGACGCUGAAGGACACAGGCGAGACACUCUUCGCGCAGUAUCUGGCGGACAAAGUUGCAAGACAGACAAACGAUGAGUUGAUAGUCGCUUUUUCCGCCGCUUCUGCAGUGUUUCCUAUGAUACCCUCGAUCGCAGCUAAGCUGUUCAUGACCGAUGGCUUCGUGCAACAGCUUGUACCUAAUCUUGAGAGGAACUCUGAAGCUGCGUCGCAGGGGCAGAGAAAGAGCAAGACUCUCGAGCAAGCCGCUCUUGAAUUGCUCAGCGCAGCCUGCGUUGACAAGUCUUGCCGUGAAGCAAUCGACAGGUACUGCUCGCCUUGGCUUCACGACUUGUCCGAAGAACGCAACGGCACACAUCAAGCUCUUGCUGCCCUCGUACUUGCAAAAGUGAACGCCGAGUCGCAAGACAGCAUUACUGAAAAGCUUGCCGACCUGGUCUUGGUUGGAGGUGAUGGCGACCAAGCCGUCGAAGGGUUGGCAUACACAUCGUUGCAGCCGAAGAUCAAAGAAGACAUCGCUUCGAAUCAACAAUUGCUCAAGCGACUCGUUGAUGCGCUGAACGAACGUCCAAGUGCUGCUUUCGGCUGCCUGACGAUCUUCACGAACUUGACAGCUUAUCGGCCUGUACAAACCACCGAGCAGAAGAAGAUGGCGCAGCUAAAGGCCUAUGCUGCAUCACAGAAGCCCACGCCGGAUAAUCCGCUGGAUAACGACUCGUACGUGACGGGUCGGGCGAAGAAGCUGCUUGACGCCGAUGUUGUGCCUGCCCUUGUGGCAUGCUGCAAACAAACAAGCUCUCCCACCAACAUCGCCAUGGUCGUCAGAAUCCUACUUGCACUCUCCAAAGAGCAGAAAUACCGAGCGAAGAUGGCACAGCAGGGCGCCGCAAGGUUGCUCCUUCAAAUUCGCGAACGUGUUGCAAAGACCGACAAGUCAACGGCAGAGGCUUCCACUAUCGAGCGCAACGCCUCGCACGCACUGGCGCGGCUACUCAUCUCGGUCAACCCAGCACAUGUUUUCUCUGCAACAUUAUCAGUCUCAACCGCCGUGAGUGCUCUUAUACCACUUCUAUCAUACGAUACAGAAAGCGAGCAGAGAGACCUUCUACCAACCUUUGAAAGUCUGCUAGCUCUCACGAAUCUAGCUUCAAUGGAAGACAACGCGGCUCGAAACGUCCAGAUCCGCAACGCUUGGGACAAGCUGGAAGAUCUGCUCUUCUCCUCCAACACCCUUGUUCAACGUGCUAGCGUUGAGCUAGUGUGUAAUCUCAUGGCAUCACCGUCCGGUGUAGCAAAGUUCGCCGAUGGCUCGAAGGAAGCGAAGAGACGGAUGCAGAUUCUGCUAGCACUUGGGGAUGUCGAGGACUUGGCUACAAGACGUGCUGCUGGAGGCGCACUGGCGAUGCUCACAGAGUGGGAUUCCGCAGUCACCGCUGUUCUGGAGAAGGAGAGAGGGGUCAGUGUCGUGAUUGGGAUGUGUGAGGAUGAUAGCGAUGAGAUGAGGCAUCGGGGGUUUGCUAUCCUCCUGAACGUGCUGAACGCACCGAAAGACGUUGGGGAAAGGCGAUUGAAGGCGGUCAAGGACGCUGAUGGCGUAGAAGUCUUGAAGGAGGCGCUUCGCAAGUCGAAGAGUCAAGAGGUGCUGGGCCUUGGGGUGGAAGUGUUAAAAAAGCUGCAGUAG
Messenger RNA from Fulvia fulva, 2430 nucleotides. RefSeq names its product Ring assembly protein 3. Bases 1 to 2430 code for a protein of 809 amino acids. Lineage: Eukaryota; Fungi; Ascomycota; Dothideomycetes; Mycosphaerellales; Mycosphaerellaceae. The record is from RefSeq and is a predicted model, not a curated record. The transcript is spliced from 2 exons.